GUUUCAGAACCUGCUGUGGUCCAGAAAGACAUUUGUGGACAACAUGAAAAUUUAUAACCACAGCUACAUCUAUAUGCCUGCUUUUUCUAUGAAGACAGGAACAGAGCCAUCCCUCCGGGUUUAUUAUACACUGUCAGAUGUUGGUGCCAAUCAAACAGUGCUCUUUGCUAAUCCCAACUUUCUGCGUAGCAUUGGAAAGUUCUGGAAAAGUAGAGGAAUUCAUGCCAAACGCCUGUCCACAGGACUCUUUCUGGUGAGCGCAGCCCUGGGCCUCUGUGAGGACGUGGCCAUCUAUGGCUUCUGGCCCUUCUCUGUGAAUAUGCAUGAGCAGCCCAUCAGCCACCACUACUAUGAUAAUGUCUUGCCCUUUUCUGGCUUUCAUGCCAUGCCGGAGGAAUUUCUCCAACUCUGGUACCUUCAUAAAAUCGGCGCACUGAGAAUGCAGCUGAGCCCAUGUGAGGAUACCUCACUCCAGCCCACUUCCUAGGGACAGUGGAGAAAGGAAGAACUAAGCCAGGGUAUUUUUGCUAGGUUUUCUACAGGACUGCAAAAGGAAGUGGUGCAGUUAUUUCAUGGAUUUGCCUGGGCCACUUGCAAACAGCAACCGCAAUCCAAAGGAAACUCUAUUUUUAAUGUUGGCUUGGAGUACAAAUAGGAAGAUGUUUUAUGAAGUAUUUGAUAGCACAUUGUGGAUUUGCAACAUUCUGAUGAAAUGAUUGUUGGUCAAGCACAUUUACAUGGUUCAAAUCGAGAAGGUACAGUUCACAAGUAAGGCGGAACUCUAAUUGUUGAAGUUGAAGAGUUCAUCAAGGUUAAUAAAGGAAAUGCCAGGGCAGAGUGUUACUGAUUAUCAAUAUAAGCUGGCUUAAUUUAAAAAAAAAUUACUUACGAAGACUGAAAUUCAAACCAUAGAUUUUUUAAAAGUUAUUAUUUAUUUUUAUCCUAUUUAGGGGAAGUGAAUAGGUAAUGGGGUAGAUUUUUUAAAAAUCCCUUACUGAGUAUUAAGGACACAAAACAAUACAGCUGAUAUUGUGAUUUGUUGAACCAAGUGUAUGUUAACUGUAGUCCCCCUCCAUUUAAAAAAUGUUAAAUAAGAAUUACUUCCUGCUCCUUUGUCAAGUCUGUUUAGACAAUGUGAAACAUUGUUGAAUUUAGACUGUGUUGGUUCGCAGUCUGAAUAACAUGAACCAUUUUUCCUCCUCCUCAGAAUGUAGGGCAUACAUUCAAUUUUAGGUCUGCAUUUUAUAAGCCUGUUUGCAUUAUUGUUAUUUUAGUGCACAAAGAGUACAAAUGUGAAUGCGUUAUUUAUUUGCAAAUUAUUUGCAUAAUUGUCUUUAUAAUUUAAUGUUCAGAGAUGAAGUAAAGCACAAUGUGGUAAACUUAGUCUCUGGAAGACAGAUUGGAAGGCUCCUCCCUUUUCUAUCUAUCAUGGUAUAUUCACUCU
Myotis davidii is the source of this 1444-nucleotide messenger RNA. Its product is annotated as alpha-N-acetylneuraminide alpha-2,8-sialyltransferase. Gene Ontology annotation, biological process: oligosaccharide metabolic process; N-glycan processing. The record is from RefSeq and is a predicted model, not a curated record. NCBI's taxonomy places the organism in Eukaryota, Metazoa, Chordata, Mammalia, Chiroptera, Vespertilionidae. The transcript has a single exon. Gene Ontology annotation, molecular function: alpha-N-acetylneuraminate alpha-2,8-sialyltransferase activity. The annotation marks the transcript as partial.